This is a messenger RNA of Wallemia ichthyophaga EXF-994, 564 nucleotides long. Its product is annotated as Copper transport protein ctr4. Gene Ontology annotation, molecular function: copper ion transmembrane transporter activity. Gene Ontology annotation, biological process: copper ion transmembrane transport. The transcript is spliced from 4 exons. Gene Ontology annotation, cellular component: membrane. The record is from RefSeq and is a predicted model, not a curated record. Lineage: Eukaryota; Fungi; Basidiomycota; Wallemiomycetes; Wallemiales; Wallemiaceae. The coding region runs from base 1 to 564 and encodes 187 amino acids.
AUGGACAUGGGCAGCUCAGGUAUGGAAGGAGGAAUGAACAUGGGUGACAUGGGCGGAUGUACUACCUCGAUGCUUUGGAACUGGAAUAUAAAGGACACCUGUCCAGUUUCUAAGCAGUGGCACAUUACAAACGAUGGCGCAUUUGCUGGUACAGUUAUCGGUGUUUUCUUCAUCGUCGUUGCGAUAGAAGCGCUGAGGAGAUUCGGAAGAGAGUACGAUAGGAAGCUCGUCAACGACUACCGCAAAUCGCAAGCAUCGGCUGGUAACACCAGCAUGGCACCAGACGUCGACGCAAAAGGCGACGUAGGACCCGCGCCUGUAUUGGUAGGAACGGGUCAACUCAGGCCGUUCAGACCAACUUUAUCUCAACAGUUCAUCAGAGCACUCGUGUAUUUUGUCCAGUACUCGGCUACUUACAUCGUUAUGCUUAUAGCGAUGACUUUCAACGGUUACCUGCUUUUUGCCAUCUUCUUCGGAGGUGGAUUUGGAUAUCUCGUCAGCAGCUGGGAUACUGUCGGAUUGGUGGAGGACACUGAGAAAAGCUCUUCGGGAUGUUGCUGCUGA